This is a messenger RNA of Scleropages formosus (Asian bonytongue), 1185 nucleotides long. RefSeq names its product prefoldin 5 (gene pfdn5). Gene Ontology annotation, biological process: RNA polymerase I assembly; RNA polymerase III assembly; protein folding. Lineage: Eukaryota; Metazoa; Chordata; Actinopteri; Osteoglossiformes; Osteoglossidae. The transcript is spliced from 6 exons. The coding region runs from base 250 to 711 and encodes 153 amino acids. The record is from RefSeq and is a predicted model, not a curated record. Gene Ontology annotation, cellular component: cytoplasm; prefoldin complex.
AAUUCGACACACAAGGCGAUUGUGGACACGCUUAGAAUGGAUUGGAGAGCAAGGGCAUGAAGAGGUGGUGUAUAUGUGGAGAGUUUAUUCAAUAAAGUUCCUUAGAAAUAUUGGAGAAUUUGAUUCGAAGGUGGUCCCCUGUCGCUUACGCAACCAAACCGGGAGAGCAGCCCCGUGUUCACGCUAUAGCAGACCUGGCAACCCCACGUGUCUUCACGAUCAGACGGGGGCGAAGCGCGGCUCUCCAACAUGGCGGUCAAUCUAGCCGAGUUGUCUCUGCAGCAGCUAGAGGGCUUGAAGAGCCAGCUUGAUCAGGAGACGGAGUUCUUGACCUCUUCAAUCGGUCAGUUAAAAGUUGUACAGACCAAGUAUGUGGAGGCCAAGGACAGCCUGAACGUACUCAGCAAGGACAAUGCUGGAAAAGAACUUUUGGUUCCCCUGACCAGUUCUAUGUAUGUUCCAGGAAUGCUCAAUGAUGUAGAGCAUGUCUUGGUGGAUGUUGGAACAGGAUACUAUGUAGAAAAGAAUGUAGAAGAUGCCAAGGAAUUCUUCAAGCGGAAGAUUGACUUCCUCACAAAGCAAAUUGAGAAGAUUCAGCCAGCUCUGCAGGAGAAGCAUGCCAUGAAACAAGCUGUGAUUGAGGUCAUGAACAUGAAGAUUCAGCAACUACACAGUCAGCAAGCAUCACAAUCAGGGAUCACCAAAGCUUAAGAGAAAAUGUGAUUUUGAGAGUACAAAAAUGGCAUGUGUUGUCUUUUGGAGUGGGUCUCAAGGCCUAUGAAAGCAGAACCUGCACCAUACUGCAAACCUUGGUGGUAAUGGUAGGCAAAGCCACAUUUGAAAUGGUUAAUUUUCACAGAGAAUAUUGCAGUCAAUUAUGUAUCAGUACAUUCACAGCUGUCACAAACAGGUCAGAAUCGUGGCUGAGCUGUAAAGUGAAUGCCAGUUCUUUUUUUACUUUGAAUUAGUCCAAUAACUUAAAUAUUUUAAAUUGUCAUCAUGAAAGCUCACAGAGAAUUUAGCAAUAUCUGAAUUGUUUUUCUAUAGAAGCAGAAAUAUUUCUUUGUGUGCUCAUGUUACCUAGACAGAAAAACUGUAUGUGCUGUUUCUGGUUGCAUAUCAUUAUUUUGUACGAGCGAAUCGUACUAAACUGAGCUGUACUGUCCUGAUUUUGUUUUCAUGAAA